AUGCCUUCCGACCAGAUCGUAUCCGGCCCGACCACCCUCACGCCGUUCCAGGCGACGUACCACUGGAGGAACAAGAACUGUUACCCCUGGGCAGCUCAAUGGUUCAAAUCAAACCUCCCAGGUCUCUCGAUCGAAAACGAAGGACAUUCGGCAGAGAUCACUACCGUAGACGAGGUCGAGGGGGAUGUAGAUCUGGGGCAGAGGAAGGGAAAAAUCUUGACGAUCUAUGAUUGCAAGAUCGUCAUGUCCUGGAAAGGAAAGACCGCGGCGGGCGACGAGAUCGAGGGAAAAGUGACCGUCCCAGAGGUUUCGCACGAGAUGAUCGAUGGGCAUAGCAAGUACGAGUACGAAUUCUCGCUCAUCAAAGACGACGCCUUCCGCACGUUCCUCCGGUCCAACUUCCCUCCUAUCCUCGCGGCCAAAUUCGACUCAUUCCCCAAAGUCCUCGUCGAGAAGCACGGUCAGCCCACGACCACAACUCCAUCGGGUUCGGGGAGUGGGAGCGCGACCCCUCAGGAUAUCACCGUCGAGGCCGAACCCGAGGCCCAAUCCACGCAAGCAAAGAAGCCCGUGGUGGAAGAGAAGAAGUCGCUCGUUGGGGGUACGAGCAGCGUAGAGGUCGAGAGCCGGUUGGCGGCUAGUGCCGAGGACAUGUGGUUGUUCUUGACCGACGAGAAGAGGGUGCCCAUGUGGACUCGGUCGCCUGCCAAGAUCUCGGCACAGGUCGGUUCGGAAUUCGAGAUGUUCGGAGGAAAUAUUCGGGGAAAGAUCAUCUCUGCCGAACCGGGUCAGAAGCUCGUGCAGUCGUGGCAAUUGAGGAGUCCGAACUGGCCUUCCGAACACCACGCGACGAUGACGACCACUUUUGACCAGGGUAGCGAUUCGACUUUGGUCAAAUGGAGCCUCGCAGGUGUGCCCAAGGGUCAAGAAGAGACAUUACGCGGCGCUCUUGAAGGUUAUUACGUGAACGGGUUCAAGCAGAUCGGGUUAGUGACUUCUCCUACCGUUUCUCGUAUCAUCCAGGACGUCCCCCAGACGUCCUCAUCCUCCUCGUCGACCGCCCGUUCCGCUACCAAGCCAAAGGAAAAGGCCAAACGAAAGAAGCGCACGACAGCCAGUUCGAGCAGCGUCAACGCGGUCGGGUGGGGAGACGUGGUCACGUACAGCCUUGUGGCGGGAUCGAUCGUCGGGUUCAUAGGGAUCGUCUGGGGGAGCUUUCGACAGUAA
Messenger RNA from Filobasidium floriforme, 1227 nucleotides. RefSeq names its product activator of Hsp90 ATPase. The coding region runs from base 1 to 1227 and encodes 408 amino acids. Gene Ontology annotation, biological process: positive regulation of ATP-dependent activity; protein folding. The transcript is spliced from 10 exons. Gene Ontology annotation, cellular component: cytosol. NCBI's taxonomy places the organism in Eukaryota, Fungi, Basidiomycota, Tremellomycetes, Filobasidiales, Filobasidiaceae. Gene Ontology annotation, molecular function: protein-folding chaperone binding; ATPase activator activity. The record is from RefSeq and is a predicted model, not a curated record.